Molecule: messenger RNA, 1867 nt
Organism: Cloeon dipterum
Lineage: Eukaryota; Metazoa; Arthropoda; Insecta; Ephemeroptera; Baetidae
Exons: 16
Coding region: 1056-1841 (261 amino acids)
Source: RefSeq, a predicted model, not a curated record
AGUGAUCCAGCAUUCGUGUAUCGCUCUACUUGGUACAGUGCAUGCGGGAGUUCAUUCAUUUUCGGAACACAACUGGUUGAUUGGGAGGAAAACUUCAAAAUGUGUUGCAGUGUAGGAAUGGUCCCAAUUUCAAUAGAAAAUGAAGGAAAGCGCUCUUGUAUGGCGUCACAAAUGAACCAUAACUGGCCGUUCAGCAUUUAUUAUUGGACAUCUGGCAGAAAACUUUUCCACCCAAACUCGACUUUCGAAUUUUGUCUUUCAAGGGGUAACAUAGUAACAAACAAAACACCUAAAAUGUGGGCUCCUGGCGAGCCUGUGGGAACGUGGGAUAAACUGUGCCUUAUGUUGGCGCUUGACAAGGAUAAAACGAGUGCGUUGUUUUACGCCAGAAACUGUACAGAAAAAUUCAUCUUCGCUUGCCAGGGACCGAUGACCACCACUCCAGCACCGAAUCCUCGCUACAACAACUGUAAAAAGGUGUCGAAUUGCACGAAAAAUAGCGCCCUGUUCACAGAAUUACCAAAUAAGGGCGUUGAAUUGACGAGUCUAUUUCACCAAAAUCAAUCAUAGUAAUUUAAUUAUGUUUAUUUUGUUUAUUUUAGAUUUUGAGAAGUAUGGAAUGUGGUUGUUUCAAUCUGGCAGAGCGUAUUUGAUCAGCCCAUCUACUGCAACUUGGGCAGACGCUUCCGCUACUUGUUGCAGUAUUGGAAUGAAAUUGCUCAGCAUCGACUACACCUUCAAGUAUGACAGCCUGACUACUAUCUUGACAGAAAAUAAAAGUAUUGCCGAUACGUAUUGGACAUCUGGCGCGAGAAUCGGGGACAAGAACAUCUUUGGCUGGUGCGCGACCGACAAAAGGGUGAGAGAUGCAAAGUGGGCACCAGGCCUGCCAGGAAGCGCGGACGACUGUGUGGCGGUUAAUUUGAUAGACAACAAGGUCCAGAUUGCAGACAAGAACUGCCAAAAUACCUACAAGUACAUCUGCGAGGCUAGAGACACGAGAACGUCGGCAACAGCUGGUCGGGCAAUAUUAAACGAAUGCGGCUUACUUUACAAUGUUACUGAAGAUAGUGGAUGGUCAAAUAGUGACACAAGAAUUGAUUAAAUCGGCACAAGAUCUUUCCCUCAGCUCCGACAUGGACACGUACAACAAAAAUGUUGCUGCUGCCUCAAUUUGCGGAAAUCAAGUCGGCAUGGACGAGUGUGACACUGCAUCGCUCGCGUUUUCCUGCGUCCAGGAUGAGUCACCGGAUAUUGUGCAGCGCGCCAUACUGAAUGUAGAAACAAGCAAUGCAGUGGAAUUUGCAGCAUUGCCAUCAGCACAGGCCCUUUGCUACGAUAGCUCAUUGGGGAAAUUUCAAUUCAAUGUUAAAUGUAGAAUGGCCUACGUGAAUGAAGAUCCAAACCCAUGCGGAAAAAGAGCAUUUUACAAUGUUUGUGGGGGACGUAACUACAUAUUGACUAACUUCUACCCCACGAAAAACAUUGAUUAUGCUUCUGGGGCGUGUGUGGAGUGGGGCCUGAAACUCGCAUCGUUUGAAACAUAUGAAGAAUUUAUGUGUGUCGCUGAACUAUUUGCAAUGUCAAAUCAAACUGUUUAUGCGUGGACAUCUGGUUCUUUCUGGAUUGUGAGCGACAAGCCCGUCUGGUGUGGUUCAAAUGCUCCUUUGGAGACGUCAAAAUAUCCGUGGAACCUUAAUGGAACUGGAGAGUUGGCGGGAACACCUUUCAGUACAGAUUUCUUUGUCCAACUAGUAAUCCCUGCGAAUAAUCCUAAAGCCUCGUUUUUAAAGACUGUUACUAACAGUCUACAGCCAGGUGGAAGUAUCUGUGAGAACUAAAUCUAAUAAAAUUGUGGUGCUUCAGA